Molecule: messenger RNA, 3416 nt
Organism: Oryzias latipes (Japanese medaka)
Lineage: Eukaryota; Metazoa; Chordata; Actinopteri; Beloniformes; Adrianichthyidae
Gene: aldh18a1
Product: aldehyde dehydrogenase 18 family, member A1
Cellular component (GO): mitochondrion
Molecular function (GO): glutamate-5-semialdehyde dehydrogenase (NADP+) activity; glutamate 5-kinase activity; ATP binding
Source: RefSeq, a predicted model, not a curated record
UUCUUGUCUAGGUGGCUAUGCUGCAGAAUCAUGGCAGGGAGAUGAUGAUUGUCACCAGUGGAGCCGUGGCCUUUGGAAAGCAACGAUUGAGACAUGAGAUCCUGCUGUCCCAAAGUGUUCGACAGGCGCUGCAAUCUGGACACAAUCAGCCCAAAGAUAUGUCUCUGCCGGCGCUGGAGGCCCGAGCCUGUGCCGCAGCCGGACAGAGCGGUCUAAUGGCCCUCUACGAGGCCAUGUUCUCUCAGUACAGCACAUGCACAGCACAGGUUCUGGUGACAAAUCUGGAUUUCCACGAUGACGAAAAGCGGCAGAACCUCCACAGCACGCUCCAGGAGCUACUGCGCAUGAACAUAGUGCCCAUCAUCAAUACCAAUGAUGCUGUGGUGCCCCCGCCAGAACCCAAUAGCGACCUGCACGGGGUGAUAAGCAUUAAGGACAACGAUAGCCUGGCUGCACGUCUGGCUGUGGAGAUGAAGGCUGACCUGCUCAUCGCGCUCUCUGAUGUGGAAGGCUUGUACAACAGCCCACCUGGAACUGAUGAUGCCAAACUCAUAGACAUCUUCUACCCUGGAGACCAGCACUCCAUCACUUUUGGCACAAAGUCCAGAGUUGGGCUUGGAGGCAUGGAGGCCAAGGUCAAGGCUGCUCUCUGGGCCUUACAGGGUGGCACCUCAGUGGUCAUAGCCAACGGUACUAACCCAAAAGUAACAGGUCACGUCAUCACCGACAUCGUGGAGGGCAAGAAAGUGGGAACCUUCUUCUCUGAAACUAAACCUGCUGGGCCUUCAGUAGAGGAGCAGACAGAAAUGGCGCGAAGCUCUGGGAGAAUACUGGCAUCUCUGCAGGCAGAGAAGAGAAGUGAGAUCAUCUGUCGUCUAGCAGACCUGUUGACUGAAAAGACAGAGGAAAUACUGGCAGCUAACAAACUGGAUUUGGAGGUUGCAAGCAGUUCAGGUCGUUUGCCUUCUGCCAUGCUAAAGCGACUGAGUCUGUCAGUGGCCAAAAUCAACAGUUUAUCCAUAGGCCUUCGCCAAAUAGCCACGUCAGCCCAGAACAGUGCGGGUCGUGUGCUGCGCCGGACAAGGGUGGCUCAUAACCUGGAGCUGGAGCAGAUCACUGUACCUAUCGGAGUUGUUCUGGUCAUUUUUGAAGCCCGGCCUGACUGCUUACCACAGGUGUCAGCCCUGGCAAUAGCCAGUGGCAAUGCUCUACUACUGAAAGGUGGCAAAGAGGCAGCUAACACCAACCAUGUGUUGCUCCAGCUCACUCAGGAAGCUCUCUCUAUGCAUGGACUAAGAGAGGCUGUGCAGAUGGUGAGCACUCGUGAGGAGGUGGAGGGGCUGUGCCGGCUGGACAAAAUGAUUGACCUGAUUAUCCCCAGAGGGUCGUUCCAGCUGGUGCAGGACAUCAAGAAGGCGGCCAAGGGCAUCCCGGUGCUCGGUCACAGCGAGGGUGUCUGCCACGUCUACGUUGAUGCUGAUGCCAGUGCCGAUAAAGUUAUAGGAAUCGUGAGAGACUCGAAGUGUGAAUAUCCAGCUGCGUGCAACGCAAUGGAAACUCUGCUGAUCCACAGAGACAUCCUCAGGACCCCACUGUUUGACCAGAUCAUCGAUAUGCUUCGUACUGAACGGGUGAGGAUUCAUGCAGGCCCACGAUUCGCUUCAUACCUGACGUUCAGUCCAUCAGAGGCCAAAUCUCUGCGGACCGAAUACAACGACCUGGAGUGCUGCGUGGAGGUGGUUGACAGCAUGCAGGAGGCUGUAGAACAUAUUCACAAAUAUGGCAGCUCCCACACAGACGUUAUCAUCACAGAAAACGCAAAGACGGCUGAGCAGUUCUUGCAGCAGCUGGACAGUGCCUGCGUUUUCUGGAAUGCCAGUUCACGUUUUGCCGAUGGCUACCGGUUUGGUCUUGGGGCAGAGGUGGGCAUUAGCACAGCUCGCAUCCACGCCAGGGGUCCUGUGGGCAUUGAGGGGCUCCUCACAACAAAGUGGGUUCUUAGAGGGGAUGGCCACACGGUCGCUGACUUCUCUGAACAAGGCACCCAAACAUACCUCCAUGAAAACCUACCUUUGGAACAGAAAGAGAUCUUGCAGAGGGACAGCAGCUAAACAAGAUGCUUUGAUGACAUCCCCUUCAUGCCUGAAUGCAUUUCCAAUUAACUAAAAAAGAAUAUUUUUCUUUUUUUUCCCUUCAAGGUGAUGCUAUUUUUCUGCUGCAGUCCUGGAUAAACCACUUGACACCUGUAUUUAUUUACAGCCAUGAAAAAAAAUCCCUUGUGUUUUUGCUUAGUGGCCUUGUGUACAGUGUCCACCCUGAGACCGGAAGGUUAUUAGUUAAUACCUACUGUCGAGUCAUACCAAAAGACUUUAAGAAUGGAACCCAAUGCCUCCGUGCUUGAGACUCAGCAUUAAGAGGUCAGAUUGCAAUUCAAUGCUCCCCCAGGUGAUGGGUCAAAUUUCACACAUCCAAGUGGAUGACAACUAAAGGGACUUUGACUUUAUCUUUCAAGUAGAUGUUAAAUUAAGGCAAUUCUGGAGCUGACAGGGUUGAUGAAUAUUUGCAACUGUGGGCAUCAAUGGGUUAAAUUGUUUUUUAGUGACAUUCGGCAUAAAGGGGAUAUCAACUUUCCGUUACUGUUUGUAGAAAACAUUUCAGAGCAAAUGUUUUCUCGUGGAAGAGUUCCUAGAGUUUUAGCACUUCUUUUUUUUAUCCGUUAGUCAAGGAUUAAAGGUUUACAGAUGGUUUGAAUUGUACUUGAUCCCAUUUGUAUUGUAAAUGAGUAUUUAUCUCGUGUGGGAGGAGUUUAAAAGAUGCAGAAGUUAAAUGCAUUUAAAGUGAAUAAAAUAAAUUGCUGAAAAAGCAAAUGUGAAGUACUAGAAAUGUGCAACAUAUUUUAAAAACUGACUUAUUGACGUGGUACAUCGCGUUGUUCUUUGUUUUUUUAUUUAUUUAUCGUUCAUUAUGCAGAAAAGAGUGCAAAAUCAAAAUGUUUUUACGUUUUCAUUUAAUUUUAGAAGCAAAUUUUAACUCCUGUGCACAUAUUUCCUACUUAAAGAGUUGAAUUAGGAUAAAGAAAUCUGAGUUAGUACCACUCCCACACACCUACUGUUUUUUGUGCUGAAACCGUAAUUCGGUUGAUUAUUGUUGCGCGUUGCGCGUUGCGCUCAUUUGACAGUGCUUUGUUACUUUUCUGCUUGUUCCUUGUGGCGCACAAAGCCUCUGUCAGAACAGGAAUAGUAAUUGACAAGUUUCCUCCUUUAAGCUUGAGGAGGGAAUGAGACUUCUUUUAAAUGAAGCUCUGCAACAUUCCAGCCUCUGAGCUGCUUUGUGAAGACUCCCAGUGUGCACCUUAGCGCUGGUUUAGGUUCAUUAAAAGGUGUAUUGGUUUGAAAUUAAACCAAGUUUAAAAAGAA